AUGAAUUGGUCCUUUUGGAAUGUUAGAGGAUUGAACAAAUCCUCUAAACAGCACUUGGUAAAGCACCAUCUGAAACAAUACCAUCUGUCUUUCCUAGCUCUACUUGAAACCAAAAUCAAGGCUGAAAAUAUCUCAAUUGUUGCUAAGAGGCUUGUUGUCAACUGGAAAUGGUGUUCAAAUGCAAGCAGCACCAGUAAAGCAAGGAUAAUAUUAGUAUGGGAUCCAAAUAUUCUGGAAGUUCUUAUUGAAAGUAUAUCUGACCAGCAGAUUACUUGCAAAAUUAAAUCAUUGGAUGGGAAAAUUGACUGUGUAAUUUCCUCCGUAUAUGGUCAAAACCAAGUGGAUAAAAGAAGAGAAUUAUGGAUGAAUCUCACUCAUAUUUACCAGACAAUUGGCAACUCACCAUGGUUACUGUGUGGGGAUUUCAAUGUAAUAAUUGGUAAUGAAGAAAAAUUAGGGGGGACUAUUCUUUCUGAAGCUGAUACCAAUGAGUUCAGGGAAUUCAUUGAUUUUUGUCACCUCUCUCACCUUAAAACUGAAGGUUGUUUCUAUACAUGGAACAAUAAGCAAGAUGCUCACUCUAGAAUUUGGAGUAGACUGGAUAGAGCUCUCAUUAAUGAUGCUUGGUUACAAAAAUAUAACUCUAGUCAUGUGGAAUACCUGCUGCAAAAUUUCUCAGAUCACUCCCCUGGAUUAGUAUCAAUAUAUGAUGAUUGUGCUAAGGGAAAAAAACCUUUUAAAUUCUUUAAGAUGUGGACCAAACACAAAAGUUUUCUGCCUACUGUAUCAAGAAUAUGGCAAACAAAAAUAAAGGGAUAUGCUAUGUUCGCAGUGUAUACUAAAAUGAAGCUGCUGAAGAGUGAGCUGAAGGAUUUAAAUAAAAGGCACUUUAGUAACAUCAGUGAACAAGUUCUUAGAGCAAAAGUAGCUCUUGAUGAUGCUCAAACAAAUCUUCAUUCUGGCCCUCUAAAUCAAACUCUUAUUGAGCAGGAAAAAAACUAUAUUAUCUCAUACAACAAAUUGCUGGACUGUGUGCUAUCCUUUUAUCAACAAAAGGCUAGGAUUUUGUGGAGUGUCCAAGGUGACAGGUGCACUAGUUACUUCCAUUCUGUUAUCAAAUCAAAAAGACAUCAGAACAGGAUUCUGAUGCUAUACAACAGUGCAGGGGAAAAAUUAACUGAUGAAGAGAAGAUUACAUCUGAAUUUAUAUCUUUCUAUAAGAAUCUUAUGGGAACAAACUCUGCCACUGCAAAUAUUGACAAGAAUAUAAUUGGAAAUGGCCCCUAUUUGAGUGAAGCACAAGCUAGAACCCUGUCAAAUCCAGUAACCAGAUAG
Messenger RNA from Asparagus officinalis (garden asparagus), 1335 nucleotides. RefSeq lists its product as uncharacterized. The transcript has a single exon. The record is from RefSeq and is a predicted model, not a curated record. NCBI's taxonomy places the organism in Eukaryota, Viridiplantae, Streptophyta, Magnoliopsida, Asparagales, Asparagaceae. The coding region runs from base 1 to 1335 and encodes 444 amino acids.